Molecule: messenger RNA, 1664 nt
Organism: Desarmillaria tabescens
Lineage: Eukaryota; Fungi; Basidiomycota; Agaricomycetes; Agaricales; Physalacriaceae
Exons: 8
Coding region: 47-1348 (433 amino acids)
Source: RefSeq, a predicted model, not a curated record
CAGGUUUAGGGUUUGGAUUUCAGACACCUCUUUCAACUUAACGACAAUGUCCCAACGUGCUCAAGACAUCUACCCUUCAUCGAUGCUGUCCAAGGGUCAUGGUUAUCCAUUAUGGCUUCCAGACCUGCCUUCACAUUGGCCUGACGCUUAUCUUUGUCAUGGAACACAAAUCGGCGACGUCGGAUAUCUUGACCAAUAUGGAGGAUUCGAAUAUCUCUUCAAUGUGUGCAAGAGUGCUGAGGAUCUCGUUAAUCUGAACAGGGUUCCUCCCGGCUUUGUUCCCAUUCGGAGUCCUGGGGUACUAAAACGACGUGGUUUCGAUAAGGACUCGGUGAUCACCAGUCGGCUGAGACCAAGUAUGUUUCCUGCUUUCUACUCAACUGAUCCCCUUUUGACUUGUACCAGUAGCUUCCGAUUCCCAAGUUCAAGCACACGGGGCGCAGUACUCAUCCUUCUCGAUGGCAGCGAAUCUUAUGAUUCCAAGAACCCUAGUAUGCUCGCGGAAUAUGCAGCUGCUAACGCUCAUAGCUGGUACAAAUACAUUAAUGACGAACAGGGGAGGAUGGUCCCGAACGGUUCGCUAUACCUAGUCACUGGAUGCGACAAAUGCCGCUCUUGGGGUAGCGGAUGCUUCGCAGACUGGCAUCCUACACUGGAAUUCUACACUCCUGAACCGGGAACGUCGCACUACCGGUGGGGGAACCACUGUGCGAGUGGACUUCACCUUCGGUGUCACCACAGCGAAGGAACAAUUGCGAAUCAGACUAUCUUCUUGCGGGGAUACUCCAUUUCUGUUCGUACCAAGAGGGAGGACAGCAUACUACGGUGGAUUCUGGGAUUGUCGAGAACACAGGAUGCGAUUCCAUACCACCCUCCACACGGGCCGGCUAGCGUGUCGGUUCAGCGGUUCCCGGCCCAAGGCAAGAUUGUCAAUCCCUCAGCGUCGAUAAACGAUCAUAUAUUGGACACUUACUGUGGCGCCACUGUUGCACUGACUCAUGAUCACUACAUGGGCAUGGUAAACAAUGUUCAAAAACCACUCAAGGCUGUAGAGCUCGCGAACGACUUCAUCCCCAAUACCGACCUAGUUUUCAUCACCAAAAGCUCAGGAACGAGCGGUGCAUGGAUAGCCAACCGAGGAUUUACAGAUAUACUCGGAAACCAACGCCGGAGGCUCGACUCGAAGGAUGCAGAAAUACUGGAAAAACUGACGCGUUGUGCGCCUGAACAGACUAAGGGUAUAAUAGGGCUACGGCCGCGUUUACCAGUUCGAACCCGAUUAACGCUAACGCUGAGGGAUGGUGAUACCCGGAGGUGGUGGAAAAAAGACGGCAAAAGAGUACGGUGAGACGGGCAUCCCACCUAGCUCCGCAAGUGUAUACUUGUGGAACCUGUAUAUGCUACACAAUUCAACAAAUCUCAGAGUCGGACGUGGUCCACAUCGGCAGGACGAGCGGAACUACCUAUAGAGGUUCAGUUGGUGUGGCGGAGAUGACCACUGAGUGAUAGUGCACCGAUGAUACUUGCGUUUUGCUUCCCUCCAGAAGCCACUUGUUGACAACGCCCAGGUUUUCGUAUGCACUCGGCUCGGAUAUUCAGGUGUCUCGCUUGCACACGGACCAUUCCUACCUGAUGAGUUCUAAUGAGGAACCCUAACGCUUUCA